Messenger RNA from Fragaria vesca subsp. vesca, 1063 nucleotides. Its product is annotated as ADP-ribosylation factor-like protein 8B-like. The coding region runs from base 137 to 691 and encodes 184 amino acids. Gene Ontology annotation, molecular function: GTP binding; GTPase activity. Lineage: Eukaryota; Viridiplantae; Streptophyta; Magnoliopsida; Rosales; Rosaceae. The record is from RefSeq and is a predicted model, not a curated record. The transcript has 6 exons. Gene Ontology annotation, biological process: protein transport.
ACAACACACACGAGGAAGCACAAAACAAACAGAUAUUCCUCUUCCACAGUCGGCGAAUUUUCCUCGUUUGGUUUUGCUACCUUUCCCUCACUGUCCCGCUUAAGGCUUAACCCACAACCACACCUAAAAGAUUGACAUGGGUUUGUUGGAUUCCUUCCUCAAUUGGCUUCGGAGCUUAUUCUUUAAACAGGAAAUGGAACUUUCACUAGUUGGGCUUCAGAACGCAGGAAAGACAUCUCUUCUAAAUGCCAUUGCUACAGGGGGGUACAGUGAGGACAUGAUUCCAACCGUUGGAUUCAACAUGCGCAAGGUAACCAAGGGAAACGUGACAAUUAAGGUUUGGGACCUUGGGGGACAACGAAGGUUCCGCACCAUGUGGGAGCGUUACUGUCGUGGGGUCUCUGUAAUUGUGUAUGUAGUCGAUGCUGCUGACAGAGACAGCGUUCCAAUAUCUCGAAGUGAGCUACAUGACCUUUUGAUGAAACCUUCCUUGAAUGGAAUUCCCUUACUUGUUCUUGGCAACAAAAUCGACAAGUCUGAGGCUCUUUCGAAGCAAGCAUUGGUUGAACAGCUGGGCCUUGAUUCAAUCACGGACAAAGAGGUAUGUUGCUACAUGAUCUCAUGCAAGGAUUCCAUAAACAUAGAUGUUGUGAUUGAUUGGCUUAUCAAACACUCGAAAGCAGCAACCUGAUCUAUGAGUGAGCCUUCUCUGGCGUUUGAAGAACAUAGUUUGGAAGGUGGAUUGAUGAAACAUUGAGAUUAUGUCCAUGAUAUUAGAAUUUAGCUGUUCUCCAAAAAGAUUGAUCUGUAUAUUCAAGUCUGUCAUUGUUUUUUUUUUUUCCUUUCCUUCAUCGUCCCUCUUGAAGUCUGUUUUACGGUUUUACCUGGAUGGUUUUUACGUGAAAGUCCCCUGGCAUGUUAGUUUCAAAUUAUGUUUGUACUUCAUGUUGGAGCCAGGUUGCCAAAGCUACAGAGGUGUGACUUAUAAUGGCUUUUAUGCCAGGGAAGUGUUUUGGAAUUGAGCUCAUUUCAUGAACGCUUUAUCACUAAGAAACUUUUUGCA